This is a messenger RNA of Glossina fuscipes, 1101 nucleotides long. RefSeq names its product deubiquitinase DESI2. Bases 216 to 830 code for a protein of 204 amino acids. The record is from RefSeq and is a predicted model, not a curated record. Gene Ontology annotation, molecular function: deubiquitinase activity. Gene Ontology annotation, biological process: protein deubiquitination. The transcript is spliced from 5 exons. Lineage: Eukaryota; Metazoa; Arthropoda; Insecta; Diptera; Glossinidae.
AAUAAACAUACAUACUCACACACAAAAGAAUUAAAUCUCUCUAAAUGGCAUUUAUCAUUGCUUUUCAAAUUUAUAUAUAGAAAAGAAAAAAUAAAAAGAAAUCAACAAAACCGCAUAGUUGCAAAUUAAUAAAAUUUUACAUCAAUUUAAUCGUUAAAAUUUCGUUUUAGUAUUGUCUGUCUGCGUGUGUCAGAUUUCUUAAACGUGUUGGCACAAUGUUUUCGAACGGGCUUCCUUGUAACUUACCUUUUCCCAGUUGUCUUGGCAUCUCAAAAGACAGUGGAAACGAUGAAUUAUUACCUUCAAAUACCGGCAAUCGGGAACCCGUUAUACUAAAUGUAUAUGAUAUGUAUUGGAUUAAUGAGUACACUACUUCAAUUGGUUUGGGUGUAUUUCAUUCGGGAGUUGAAAUAUUUGGCACAGAAUUCGCGUAUGGCGGUCACCCAUUUCCAUUUACCGGCGUAUUCGAGAUAACACCGCGCGACCAUGAUGAACUUGGUGAACAAUUUCAUUUUCGUCAAAGUAUACAAAUUGGCUGUACAGAUUUUACGUAUCAAGAGGUCAGACGAAUCGUCGAAGAGUUGGGCAAUCAAUUUCGUGGCGAUCGUUAUCAUUUAAUGAAUAAUAAUUGUAAUCAUUUCUCCAGUGCACUUACACAGAUCCUUUGUGGCCAAGAAAUUCCUAGUUGGGUUAAUCGUUUAGCACAUUUUAGUUCUUGUGUGCCAUUUUUACAAAGAUGUUUGCCAAAGGAGUGGCUGACUCCAAAUGCCUUACAACAAAGUAUCACUGCUAUACAGGAACGUGAUGAAUCUGAUAACAGUCCCCUUUGAAACGCGGCAUGAUUCCGUCAAAAGCCAUUCAAAUAGACACCAAUUAAUAUAGAAAUCCUUCCCCUUUUUAUUUUUUAUUUAAAUAUUAUGAUUGUCGAUGUACUAUAUAUUAUAUAGUUUUAGGUUUUUUUUAAAAUUCACCACGACUUUAGUUAAAAAAAUUUAAUGAAAACAACACAUAUUCAGUUAACACAAAACGAUAAGGAAAAAAAAAAAAAAGAAAAGAAAAACACUUGUGUUAAUGAAAAGAUGCAAAAUAUUUUAAUAAAAU